Plodia interpunctella (Indianmeal moth) is the source of this 1116-nucleotide messenger RNA. Its product is annotated as small proline-rich protein 2B-like. Lineage: Eukaryota; Metazoa; Arthropoda; Insecta; Lepidoptera; Pyralidae. The record is from RefSeq and is a predicted model, not a curated record. The transcript is spliced from 3 exons. The coding region runs from base 338 to 748 and encodes 136 amino acids.
CCAAAUACACGAUAUUGUUCUUAAUUUUUGACGCUUCACAAAUAUUAACGUCACUACAGUCAGACAUCAGCCAACAAAAUCGUGCGUAAACGAAAUAAUGAAAAAUUAGACCAGUCGAAAUGGCCGACAGCGUACCCUGUGGCAAAAGAUGUGGUAAAAAAAAACCAGGGUGUGUAAACAUCCCCCCUGUGCCAGUCGACAGGAAUAAAGAUGACGAUAAAUUUAACAAGACUUGCCCAUGUACCGAAACUAUUAACCUCGACUGUUGCGAUCCGAAUCAACAAAAAAAGAAUUGAAAUUACAUCAAAAUUAUUAUAGUGUUUCCCAAUCAUAGACCAUGUCGCCUGCACCUGUAAGCCAAAGAGUAGAUAUCAAGGAUUGUCGUAAGGUAUUUCCCCCCCACCCCUGUGAUCCGCCACCCCCAUGCGACCCUACAAAAGACCCCGAAGGAGAAUGCACCAAACCAUAUCUGUGUUAUGAAAAAAUUAAGAAUCCCGAAGACAAUGAAGCCACCCGUUGCAGAGAAGGCGCUUUUUUGUACUCAAAGAAAUGUGCCAAAAUUGAGCCCCCUCACCCGUGCGAUGACCCGCCACCAAAGUGCACAGAAAAAUGCAAAUACAGAAAGUAUGAGUGCAACGAACCCCAGUUGUGUUUGCAAAGAAUCAAAAAUCCUAAUCUCCACCCACCUGAAUGUUACGAACCACCUUGCUUGGUAACUGUAACUAAAAAUAAGAAGACAGAUACAUAAUUUAUGAGUGCUAAAAGACACAUUAGUUACAUAGAAAAAUAAAGACGAAUUACAUAAAGCUGUACACAUCAAAACACGUGCCUCAGAGAUAACAAAACUAUAGGGUUACUCUUCAGUACUACUCUCUCCACUUAUUUCGUUUUGAUAGACCUAAUGUUUUAUUAGUUUCAUAUAAAGCAUUAAAUAAACUAAAUUACCAUUAUUCAGCAUAAUAAUCUGAAAUAAUCUGAAUGCCUUCACUGGCUUUCUUUAUAAAAUGAUAAAGAGGGCCAGUAAAUACUAACAAGCUCUAAAAUUGUAACUAACAAUUUUGCCCGUGUUCAUAAAAGAAAAUUGUAAUUAUAUAGCAAUAAACCAUGGUAUAACAA